Cladophialophora immunda is the source of this 1181-nucleotide messenger RNA. RefSeq lists its product as uncharacterized. Bases 405 to 728 code for a protein of 107 amino acids. The transcript is spliced from 2 exons. NCBI's taxonomy places the organism in Eukaryota, Fungi, Ascomycota, Eurotiomycetes, Chaetothyriales, Herpotrichiellaceae. The record is from RefSeq and is a predicted model, not a curated record.
GGGGGGGGGGGGGAGAGGGCGCCCUUCAUUGGGACACCCAGGUGCCUGUGGAGGUGCCUUGGGGCGCCUGCAAGCCCCUCCCAAUGACGUCGGAAGAAAUCAAGAGAAAUGGGAAAAGGACCUUGUGGCAUCGCGUGUUUACUUUCCCCGGUUGGCGCUGGUGGCGCCUGCUCGAAGGUCGUCAGAGCCCAAACCAAGGCAGUGACCCCGCAGUGACACAAUGCAAGCAGCAUCGAGCAAUCAGCUGCUGGGUGUAGCAGAACAUAUGAAAUAAAUAUCGGUGCCUGGUCUUGCACGCUCUUCUCACUUCCUCCCUGCUCUUCCACUUCCAUAUUUGUUUGUCCCUCCUGAGACCCUAGCGACUUCACAUCCGUCCUCGUCCCGGCGCAAUUGAGAUCUCCAAAAUGAUCCAAACCCUCCUCUUACAGCUCUUCCUAGCUUGCCUCACCUUGGCAGCUCCCCUGCCCGACAACGGCGAUGGUAGCUUACACGCCAUGAACAAGGACAUGAUCGGCUAUGGCACAGGCGGUGGCAUUGUCGGGCUAAUUGUUUUGGUUCUUGAUGUCUUGGUCUUCAUCGAGGUCUUGAAAUCCAACCGACCACCUACUCACAAGCUCCUCUGGUGUCUGAUUGUCUUCCUCUUCCCGAUUCUGGGAAUGCUCAUCUACUUCCUCUUCUCCAACCGCGAAGCCCACAAGACUGGUGGCGCUUACGAGCCUUUGCCUUAAGAGCAGGUCUCAACGAGGCCACUCCUUCAGCUUGAGACACAACGGUCAACGGUAAACCGAUGCUGCUCUAUGAGGAGGAUUGGGAAAUUCUGAUUGCAGGAUCUCUGACUCAGGGAGGGUAUCAGCAGAGGCUCGAUGAGUUUCUGUGGUUUUGCGCGGCAGGGUAACGAGGUUGGACGAUCAUCGCAAAGAGUGUAGACAGAGGAGGGACGAUCCUAGGGUUCCAAACCAGUGGGCUAUGAUACAUGAGACGAGGACCAUGAAGCUAUAAUGAUAAUGAAGGCCACUCUUUGAUCAUUCUCUGUCGGAGGUCUAGCCUACACAUCAGCUACAACUUCUACGUGUUAAGAGUCUCACGUCAAUGCAGUUUUUAGUUGUAUGCUGGGUGUUUUGUACUUUGCAUGCAAACAUUGGGCACUAGUGCUUUAAAUGAUAGGAAUGAGCAUAAUCCGA